Molecule: messenger RNA, 2219 nt
Organism: Ochotona curzoniae (black-lipped pika)
Lineage: Eukaryota; Metazoa; Chordata; Mammalia; Lagomorpha; Ochotonidae
Product: cytochrome P450 2E1
Exons: 9
Coding region: 37-1524 (495 amino acids)
Biological process (GO): xenobiotic metabolic process
Cellular component (GO): cytoplasm; intracellular membrane-bounded organelle
Molecular function (GO): heme binding; iron ion binding; oxidoreductase activity, acting on paired donors, with incorporation or reduction of molecular oxygen, reduced flavin or flavoprotein as one donor, and incorporation of one atom of oxygen
Source: RefSeq, a predicted model, not a curated record
GUUGCCUGCCCAGCCGGCAGCAGGCCCCAAGGCAGCAUGGCUGUUCUUGGCGUCACCAUCGCCCUGUUGGGGUGGGUGGUUGUCCUCCUGCUUGUCUCUGUCUGGAAGCAGAUCCACAGCAGCUGGAACCUGCCCCCAGGGCCUUUCCCACUCCCCAUCAUUGGGAAUCUCCUGCAGUUGGAUCUGAAGGACAUUCCCAAGUCCCUCGGCAGGCUGGCUGAGCGCUAUGGGCCAGUGUUCACUGUGUACCUGGGCUCAAGGCGAGUGGUGGUCCUGCAUGGCUACAAGGCGGUGAAGGAGGUGCUGCUGAACCACAAGAAUGAGUUCUCGGGGCGCGGCGAAAUCCCGGCCUUCACAGAGCACAAGGACAUGGGGAUUAUCUUCAACAAUGGACCCACCUGGAAGGACACCAGGCGGUUCUCCCUGACCACCCUCCGGGACUACGGAAUGGGGAAACAGCGCAAUGAGGACCGGAUCCAGAAGGAAGCUGGCUUCCUGGUGCAGGAGCUGAGGAAGACGCAGGGUCAGCCCUUCGACCCCACCUACAUUGUGGGCUGUGCGCCCUUCAAUGUCAUCUCGGACAUCCUUUUCAAUUAUCGCUUUGACUACCAGGACAAGCAGGCGCUGCGGCUAAUGAGCUUGUUCAACGAGAACUUCUACCUGCUCAGCACGCCCUGGCUCCAGGUUUAUAAUAACUUUUCAAAAUAUGUGCACUACCUGCCUGGAAGCCACAGGAAGCUGAUGAAAAAUGUGUCUGAGAUAAGACAGUACACGUUGGCCAGAGUAAAGGAGCACCAGAAGUCGCUGGACCCCAACUGCCCCCGGGACUUCCUCGACUGUCUGCUCAUGGAGAUGGAGAAGGACAAGCACAGCACAGAGCCCUUGUACACAACAGAGAAUAUUUCUGUGACUGCGGCUGACCUAUUCUUUGCGGGCACGGAGACCACCAGCACCACCCUGCGCUAUGGGCUCCUGAUCUUGCUGAAGCACCCAGAGGUUGAAGAAAAGCUUCAUGAAGAAAUCGACAGGGUGGUUGGGCCGAGCCGGUUGCCUUCUGUCAAGGACCGGCUGCAGAUGCCCUAUACGGACGCUGUUGUGCAUGAGAUCCAGCGAUUCAUCGACCUUGUGCCCUCCAACCUGCCACACCAGGCCAACCGGGACACCACCUUCAGAGGCUACGUCAUCCCCAAGGGGACAGUUCUAAUUCCAACUCUGGAUUCCCUUUUAUAUGACAAAGAGGAAUUCCCUGAACCAGACAAGUUCAAACCAGAGCACUUUCUGAAUGAGGAGGGGAAGUUCAAGUAUAGUGACUAUUUCAAGCCAUUUUCUGCAGGGAAACGAGUGUGCGUUGGGGAGGGCUUGGCCCGCAUGGAGUUAUUUCUGCUCCUCUCCGCCAUCCUGCAGCACUUCAACCUGAAGUCUGUGGUGGACCCCAAGGACCUGGACCUCAGUAACACUGCAAUCGGCUUUGGCCGCGUCCCUCCUCACUACAAGCUCUGUCUCAUCCCCCGCUCUCAGGGGUAGCACCCUCCCCACUUCCCCAGCAUCUUUGUGUACAGCGUAGUGUAGUCUCUGAGGGGUCAGGCAUGGGAAAACACAGCCUAAGGUUUUCACAAAUACAUUGUGUGAAACUCUGGAUCGGUUUAAAUCUCCUAGAAACAGUGAAGAACUCAUUCUGAAAUUGAAAUAACUUCUGAAAACAUGCAGUGAUGCAGCCAUCAGACACAGCACCAACUGCAAGGAGCAGGGGCAGUGCUUCGCUGAGUUAAACAGAAUAAUGCAGUUUAGCCUUGGGGUGAGUUCCCUCGGCUGCACAGUGACCAUGGCCAUAGACAUUGCAGUUGGUCUGAACGUCAACAUCUGCGCUGAUCUCUUAAUACUAGAACUUAACUUUGUGUCUGGAAGGAGAGGGACCCUAGUGUGCUGUGAAACAAGAAUGAGGAAAGCACAGAAAGUUCCCAGUGAGCUAAACAUCAGUGUUGUAGAUAGGGGCUCAUAAUGUGUCUCCUGCUCUGACUUGGCUAAAACGCAGUUGUGGACUCCCCAGAUGCUGCCCCCAACCCCAAUGUCUCAGCCCCCCAGCUCUCCUCAGAUCACAGAGACACUGCUGCUUCCUCCAUUGUGUCUGCACGAGGCCAAGGGGGUCAGGUCGACAAACCCUUCCUGGCACACCACACAUUCUCUGUAAAGUUCUCUUUAAUAAAGUGAGUGACAGCACA